This is a messenger RNA of Fonsecaea erecta, 1287 nucleotides long. Its product is annotated as ribokinase. Lineage: Eukaryota; Fungi; Ascomycota; Eurotiomycetes; Chaetothyriales; Herpotrichiellaceae. Gene Ontology annotation, molecular function: ribokinase activity. The record is from RefSeq and is a predicted model, not a curated record. Bases 1 to 1287 code for a protein of 428 amino acids. Gene Ontology annotation, biological process: D-ribose metabolic process. The transcript has a single exon.
AUGUCGUUCAGCUCGACAUACAUUGGCUUACCCUGGAGUAAGGAAGCCGCCACGAGUAUGCGUCGUUCAGCUUCGGAAGCAACACAUCGUCCAAGCAUAAUCGCCCCCUCGCGUUCAAGCGCAGAGGCCAGCCGUUCCAGCAUAGAUUUCGACCCGGGCGAGUUCGACUCCUCGAAUUACCGAUUCCCCCUGUAUUCGGACACCUUCCGGAUAGCCGUCAUCGGUUCUUUGAACUUUGACCACAUCUGGGUUGUCCCUCGACUGCCACAACCAUCAGAGACUUUGAUGAUUGGCAAGCACAGGACCACCCCGGGGGGCAAGGGUGCCAUACAAGCAAUAGCGUGUGCCAGACUCUCGCACACGCGCAAUGCAGGCUCUGACGUCGGCGUCGGUCGUUUCUCCCGGAGAGCUGACUCUGCCAGCGCCCCUUCUGGGAGAAGGCACAGUAGCAUGGAUCUCAAGAAGGGUGACAUCAAAGUCAGUAUGAUUGGUGUUGUGGGACAGGACUCCGCGGGAGACAGAAUCGUGCAAGCUCUGUACGCGGACAGGGUUGACACCGAACAUAUCGUCCAGUGCCGAGAGGAGGAGACGGGGAGAGCGAGCAUUGCUCUGGGAAAGAACGGCGAGAACAACGUGCUGGUCUGCCCGGGCGCCAAUUACAAGCUCACCCCGAGCCAGAUUCGCACAGAUCUUCGGGAAGGUUUUCCACAUCUCCUAAUUCUGCAGAUGGAAAUCCCCGUUCCCACCGUUGAACAUCUCAUCAGAAAAGCCGCAAAAGAGAGGAUCCCGGUUUUGCUCAAUGCAGCCCCGGUAAUGGACGAGUUCCCGCGGGAACUCCUUCGCUCUGUGGAACACCUCAUCGUCAACAAGCUCGAAGCGGAAGACCUCCUCAAACAACGCCGGACCGAACAGGAGGGAAAUCGAGAAGCAGAAAUAGCCAAGGGAAGAGAACUAUGCAGGUCGUUACUGGGGAUGGGUGUGAAGUAUGUGGUCGUCACGAUGGGUGGCCACGGGGGAGUAGCCGGCACAAGACAGCAAGGUGGUGAAUUACACAUGGUUGAUUACAAGGCGGCAGGUGUCGAAAAGGUCGUCGACACCACAGGCUGCGGCGGUGUCUUUAUCGGGGCGUAUGCGGUCCAGUACAUCAGGCAGAAGUUCCCCCCGGGAAAAGGAUUUGACAUUGAUCGAGCUGUGAAGUGGGCAGCCAAGGCAGCUGCCUUGAAGGCGCAAUCCUUUGGCUCUCUCGAUGGAAUACCAUGGGAGGAUGAGCUGGAGGCCGCUGCGUGA